GGUUGAAAAGCAGUGCGAGGUGGAGGUCCUAAAAGAGUCCCAAAGAGAGUUACAGUGGGUCCAAAAACAGCUGUCAGUCAUCUCUAACAGAACCAAUGGCCCAGGCAAGACCAAGGAUAGGAAACUGAGGAAUGAGGUGUUUCCAUUGCAUUUAUCCAAGUUAUCGCCUCAGCAUGUGGAUGCGUUCCGGCUGCUAGAGGACAGGAAACACAAACUCUCACCCGAGACCGCCGCUCUCUACCUGCUUCGACAACAGCACAAGCUAUUGGAGACUGAGAUCAGCAGGAAGAAAAAGGAGUGUGAAGUCCUUGAGGAGGAGGUGAAGAAAAAGAGCCAGUCAUGUCAAACUCUGGAGAGUGAGCUUCAGCAUGUUCUGCAGGAGAAAGCACGUCUGAAUCUCCGCUUGUUCAACGAUUUCCAGAAGGCAGCAAAGUAUGAGCAGGUGAAAAGUGAGUAUGAACAGCUGCAGGAGGCUCUGUACACUGUGACAGUGGAGAGAGAUUGUGCUCUGUUGGAGAAGACUGAGCUCCAAGGCAAACUGGAGAACCUAGAGCAGGUGCUGAAGCAUAUGCGAGAGGCUGCAGAGAGGAGGCAGCAACUAGAAUUAGAGCAUGAACAAGCCUUGGCCGUCCUCAAUGCUAAGCAGCAGGAGAUUGACCUUCUGCAGAAGGCUCAGGUUGAGGCUAAAAAGGACCAUGAAGGUGCCGUUCAUCUGUUAGAGAAUCACUUGGACAGCAUGCAGGCUAAAGUGAGAGAACUGGAGGAAAAAUGCCGGUCACAGAGUGAGCAGUUUAACCUGCUGUCAAAAGAGUUGGAGAAGUUCAGGUUGCAGGCUGGGAAGUUAGACAUCCUGAGCAGCGGUCAGCUGACAGGGGGCGACUCGCCCGGCUCACCCUCCAAACCCCUCACCCUCUCCCAGCUUCUCAACGGCCUCACUGCCCCCUCUGGGAAAGGUAACGAGAAUUCAAUGAGUAAGAUCUCAGAGCUCAUUCGGCCUCUACAGAUGACUGAGGGGGAGAAGGCAGAGCUCCUGUCUGUCAAACCCACCUUCCUGUCACGCAGCACACCCUCCAGCCCACGGCGAGCCUUCCUCUCAGAGGUGCGGCCCGUCAUCUCCACUGCUAUGGACAAAGAGCUCAGCUCAUCUCCCAGGUCUAAGUCCAGAUUCACAGGCAAAGUGCGACUGUGUGUUGCCCGCUACAAUUAUAACCCUUAUGAUGGCCCCAAUGAGCAUCCUGAGGCAGAGCUUCCCCUGGUGGCUGGGAAGUACCUGUAUGUUUAUGGGACAAUGGAUGAGGACUGCUUCUAUGAGGGUGAGCUGUUGGAUGGACAGCAGGGUCUGGUUCCCUCCAACUUUGUGGACUUUGUCCAGGAUGAGGAGCUCCCGUCAGUUUCUCUUUUGGACCGCAUCAAGGAACCGUCCUACCUCAACCACAGCCCCGCCUCCAUGCCCAGCAGUGCCGUCAGUACACUCAGCACGCUGCUCUCAGAGAAGCUGGACACCCUGGGCUCAGGUACCGGGACGGGCACCAGCAGUAGCAGUGGGGUGAGCAGCUUGGGCAUGAGCAUGAGCAUGGGUCUGGGUGUGGACUUUCUCGGACCCUGCAGCAAUGGCACAGGAACGCUGGACAUGAACAUUGAUGAGAUCGGAGAAGACAUUGUGCCUUACCCCCGCCGCAUUACCUUGAUCAAGCAGCUGGCCAAGAGCAUUAUCAUAAGCUGGGACCCUCCAGUGGUGCUGCCCGGGUGGACGGCCAUCAGCGGCUACAAUGUGCUGGUGGAUCAGGAGGUACGCAUGAGCGUGCCCUUUGGCGGCCGCACCAAGUCUUUGAUCGAGAAGCUAAACCUGGCCUCUUGUACGCACCGCAUCUCCAUCCAGAGCAUGACGGAGCGGGGGCUCUCAGAUCCGCUGCGCUGCACACUGCUGGUGGGGAAAGAUGUGGUGGUGGCACCCUAUUACCUUCGUGUGGAGAACAUCACGCAAGUAUCGGCUGAGCUCACCUGGAUGCCAAGCAACAGCAACUACAGCCACAUGAUUUUCCUGAAUGACCAGGAAUAUGAUGUUGUGAAGCCUGGAGGGUACAAAUACCAAUUCUAUAACUUGAAGCCUAUGACAGUGUAUAAGUUACGGGUUGUGGCCCGGCCCCAUCAGAUGCCCUGGCAGCUUCCCCUUGAGCAGAGGGAGAAGAAGGAGGUCUCAGUGGAGUUCUGCACUCAGCCAGCCGGUCCUCCUUUACCUCCUCAGGAUGUGCAAGUUCAGAUGGGACAGACACCUGGAGUCUUGCAGAUCUGUUGGAAGCCUCCUUCUCUCACUCCUACGGGCACUUCCAAUGGAGCCAGUGUAAUCGGAUACAUGGUUUGCACUAAAGGUCAAAAGAUAGCAGAGAUAAUGUACCCCACAGCAGAUUUCGUUACGGUGGAACUGAACCGUAUCCAGUGUCUGGAAGCGCGGGAGGUCAUUGUGAGGACAAUAUCAGCACAAGGAGAGUCGCAGGACUCUCCCGUGGCCACCAUUCCGCACAGCCUCCUGGUGCCUCACUCCCACGGACACCCCCCACCCCCCCAUCCGCCUCCCUAUCCUCAAGCCUACCCCCCAACCCAUCCACAACCGCAUGUUCAGCCCCACUCCAUCCCGCCACCCCACCCUCAUCCACCACCCUCACACCCCAAUGUUCACCCCUCACCCUCCCACUACCCCAUGUCCAAACCCAAACUCCUACCAAGUGCCAGAGACCCCCAUGCCAAAGAGCCAGAGAUGGGCGGGCGAAUGGGGCAGCCCUGGGAGCCUUAUCCUCGGGCCCCGUCACCCCUUCCGCCCCCUUCACACCGGGGACACACACUGGAGCCCCCUCACAUAGAGGGCCGGCGCUCACCCUCCCCUCAGAGGAUCUUGCCUCAACCUCAGGGAGUGCCCAUUCCCAACACAGUGGCUCGUGCUAUAGCCCGCCAGGCGGCGCAGAGGGGUGCUCCAAACAGCAGGGUGGAGAGGAGGAACAUCUUCAGCGAGAGGGGUAAUGCUCUGCAUUCAUUAAAUUCAGAUGAGGAGGAGGAUGGGUACGAUUCCCCUCAUGCCAGACGAAGAGGUGCUUCUGUGGAUGAGUUUCUCAGAGGUUCUGAGCUGGGCAGACAGCAUCAUCAAUACAACCACAGUGAUGAGUACUACACUGAGAGCAGUCGGGGCUCCGAUCUGUCAGACAUCAUCGAGGAGGAUGAGGAGGAGCUGUACUCGGAUAUGCAGCUGGAAGAAGGACGUCGCCGCAGCAUCAACUCGCACAACACAUUAAAGGCAUAUUAUAGGCGUCAGGACCUAGCAGUGGACCGGGACAGUUGGGACCUGCAGCGGGAGGUGGUACGACAGCGUUCCUUGCGCUCCCACAAGCGGCUACACAGCAUCCCGGAAGUUGCAGAGGAGGAACAGGACACUGGGGUGGAGGUCCUGGGUCAGCGGCUGCGUUUUGAGGAGGCUUGUCCGGGCACUCCUUGCAGGAACCCACAGCCCUACCACCAGAACUCACGGCAGCCAAACCACCUCUCCCCGAGCAAGAGUGUCCGCAGACUGCAGAGGCAGCGCUCCUCUCCACGCUACAGCUCCAUAGAGGACCGACCACCAUGCUGGAGCAGUAGCAGGCAGACCACCAAGAGCCCGGACAGCGGACUAGACUGCGGGAGCGAGGAGGAGGGCUCGCUUGGCUACCGUGGAAGUUACCACUUGUACACAGGGGGCAGCCCGCUUCGGGUGGGUUCUGGCCCCAACAUGCGGAUGAUCCACAGUGAGGGGCCUGUGGAGAGGCAUGCUCUGGCUGCUGGCAGGAAAAGGACACUGACCCGGCAGUGUAGCAUGGAGGAGGACUGCCUGGAUACCAUUCCAGAGACAAGGAGCAUGCGGGAGUCAUAUCACCAUUAUCACUAUCAUCCACACCUUCACCAUCCCCAACGCAGGUUCCGGAGCGAGGGCAGGCUGAGCGAGGUUGGCAGGACCUAUCACACGGACAUUAGGGCAUACUCUGUGGCCAGACUCAACAGGGCAAUGGAUGAACCCCUGAUUUUAGGGAGCUCUCCCUCAACAGGACGCUCGGAUCGACUGGACCAUUCCGGCCAUAGGAUGAGUCGCAGCUGUCCAGCCGCUCAGAGAAGACCAAUGACAGUCCCUUCCAUUGAGAUCACCGUGGAGAAUAACAGUGAGGGGAGUGAGGGGAACCUCUCACCUAUCAAGGAUGAUGUUUACUAUACCAGUGUAGCCCACCGCAGGACAUGGCCCCCACAGCGAACAGAGCACCAAUAUGAUGGUUAUGGAGGACGGGACCGGCGGUCUCCAGACUACUAUGAGUCAGAGCCAGAGGACUUGUCCCGAAUCUUUGUGGCCAUGUUUGACUAUGACCCCCUGUCAAUGUCUCCUAACCCUGAUGCUGCUGUGGAAGAGCUUCCCUUCAAGGAGGGCCAGAUCAUAAAGGUGUUCGGAGAGAAGGACACAGAUGGAUUCUAUAGGGCAGAGAUCUGCGGUCGCAGGGGGCUCGUCCCCUGUAACAUGGUCUCAGAGAUCCAGACAGAUGAUGAUGAAAUGGUGGACCAGCUGCUCAAACAGGGGUUUCUUCCUCUCAACACGCCCAUUGAGAAAAUAGUAAACUGUAAUAGGUUCAAAGAUGGCCGUUCAGUUAAUCGCAGGUCCCGGAAAUCCAAGAGAGAGAGGAACAAAAGGAGUGGAAGGCAGCACCAGGUGUCGACCCGGAGGAUGGUGGCCUUGUAUGACUAUGACCCCAGAGAGAGCUCUCCUAACCUGGAUGUGGAGGCCCACUAUGGGGGCAGCUUGCAGAGUGAGGAGGCUGAGCUGACGUUUUGUGCAGGUGAUGUGAUCACAGUUUUUGGAGAGAUCGACGAGGAUGGCUUUUAUUAUGGGGAGCUCAAUGGACACAAGGGUCUGGUCCCCUCCAACUUUCUCGAAGAAGUGCCUGAUGACGUGGAGGUUUACCUCACCAACACCCCGAGCCGUCACCCCCAGGACCACCCGUCCCGGACAAAGAACAAAAGGGUUCCCGUGGAAAAAGCGGGUCCUCCCAGAAGAAGUGCCCCCCCCACAGUACGCCUACACAUCCCGGGGUCCGGCAAACCCACCCGGCGCCCCCGAGCUGACUCUAAGAAAACAGGACUGCUCUCCAAAGGAAAGAAUCUGUUAAAAAGGCUUGGUGCUGUCAAGUAGUUUCACAUUACUCUUUUCACAGCAGCUGGGAUAAGGAGAUUGGAAUUGCGGAGAAAUGACCUUAGAAGGUGGGAAAAAGAACAUUUCUCCCAUCUUCUGUUUCUGUAAUCACAUGGAUUGGCCACGGAAAAGAGAAAAGGAAAUGGAGGAAACUAGGGCUUUCAUGACCACAACUUCAGCUUUAUGCCAAUGAAACUCUUCUGCAAGUUCUGUCUGCCCAUGUUUGAUUCUUAAAAGCACAGAAACGCUCACUAAAUGUGACUUACUAAAAUAUUGUGUUAUAGAUGUACAAUACAAGGGAUGUUCCCAGAUAAUGAAAUAAAAUCUAUAUUUAUUUAAUUAGAAGAAUAUUGAAUUGUAUUCAUUUGAAUGGAUACUCAAUUUAUUGUUGUUUAAUAAAUCUGUUAAAUAUUUAAUAAUAAUAAUAAUAAUAAUAAUAAUUUUCAUUAUAAUAAUUGAAUAUCUCUUAAAUUUAUUAAAAUGUCAUAUUGCAAUUUAACAAAUAUUCAGUAAUAAUAAUAAUUAUUAUUAUUAGACUAUAUUUUUGGCACAUUUUUCAUCUAGACCUGUUGUUCUUAGAGAAUAACCUAAUAAUGUAGCACAAAGUUUUAGGAGUUGAAAUGUGAUGAAAUUUAGGUUUUGCAGUGACUAGACAUGGCCUAUAUUUCUACAAAUACCUUGAGGGAAAACAGUGUGUUCUGCCACUUUUGACAGGAGUAUUUUUGUUUUUUUGAAAGCACUGACAGGUAAUGAAACACCUAGUGAAAGUGCGCCUCCUCAUAUUUGCCUUAUUCAGUGCACAAUGGUUUGUGUUGUGUCCAGUCAGUUGGGUGAGAUUUGUCUGUGUCGUAUGCAGUCAUGUCGAUGCUUUCCUUCUAAUAGAAAAAGUGUAUUUCAAAUCUGUCUGACCAAGUGUUUUUUAUUUUAUUUAUUUAUUUAUUUUUUAAUGGGUGUCAAAAUUAGACGAGGGAUUCUAACUUUGUUUAAACACUUUGAAAAGAGCACAUGUCUGUUUAAAUGCUUCAGAAAUCCAUUCACGUGUAAAUUGUGCAGCUGAAUGCAACAAUUUGCAUAAGAAUGUUUUUAUUUAUGAUUUACACAGAAGCAGGCCCUUAAUUUCCACUUUUAGCACAACUUAUUCAUAGUUUUGCAUAAAUCAGUUUUUGUUGUUGACUCACUGAUGCCUCUCCCAGCAUUCAAAUCAUUCGAAUAACAUGAUGCACAUAUUCUGUACUUGAUAAGGAUGAAGGAAAUAGGCAGUUGCGAAUGUAUGGCCAAGGAAAACCUUUGCAGAAACAUUUCUAACAGUUAUUCCGUCUCAAAUAUGUGAUCCAUUUCAUUCAGUCUGUACUGUAUUUCUUCUCCAUACAUUGUUCAUCAUGUUUUGUUUGUCACUUCACCCCUUCAUUCUGUCCUGAACGAAACAUAAUAAAAGUAGGUUUGCAAGGAUGGACCGAGACUGCCAAAAAACAGGAAUGUAUGGGAAACAUUCUAUAUAUCUUCCACAAUUUUCAGCCAAAAUUCCAGGCAUGUGAAUUGAUCAGAAUAACUGUUUUGUUUUUCUCCCCGGAAUCAUUUAAUCAUAAGAUCUGUUACAGAGCAUUGCUUCUACAUGUUUGAGUGACUGCUGCUCUUUUUGUACUUUUUGGUCCAUUUGUACAUUCUUUUUAAAUGUUUAUACUUGCUUUUCAGACUGCCUUUUUUCUACAUUAAACUUUAUAAUCUGACAGUGCAAGCUUUUCCUCAUGGUGUCUUCAAACCGUAAUGUUUUAAAGUCUGCAAUUGUGUGCUAGCUUUAUGAAAAAGAAUUAUAAGCCUAUAUUGAUGAUUAUCAAAUAUUGUGUGUGUGCAUGUGCAGUUUUAUAUCAGAAUAAAUUUGAUAUUUUAUACA
Molecule: messenger RNA, 7085 nt
Organism: Carassius carassius (crucian carp)
Lineage: Eukaryota; Metazoa; Chordata; Actinopteri; Cypriniformes; Cyprinidae
Product: RIMS-binding protein 2-like
Exons: 28
Coding region: 569-5194 (1541 amino acids)
Biological process (GO): neuromuscular synaptic transmission
Molecular function (GO): protein binding
Source: RefSeq, a predicted model, not a curated record